ACGUAGCACGGCGCGUGCUUGCUGUACGCGGGUGUCAACACUUAGAAUGGCUUCGUCGAACACAACCCCAACACUCGGUCUGCCUUCACCUCCUCACCAUCAAAAUGGCCGCUGUUCCGAAUCCUUUCAUGCUGUCCCCACAUUCCUUCCCCGGAGAUGAGAGCACGCUGCCUAGCACAGCUGGCGAUACGUGGCGCUCCACUCCGCAAUCCAUUCCCUCAACCUCGAUGCCGCCUACAAAGCCCUCGUGCAAACAAGCCUCCCCCAAAACGCUGCCAACUUCAUCCAAAUCCACUUCGCCCCAGACUCCGAGCAGACGUGGCCCCCAAUGCACUCACAUGAUCAUGGAUCGACGUUACGGAAAACACAAAUGUCACGUUUGCGGCAAGAAACCCGGCCUCGGCUUUCUCUACACAUGCCAACAAGAUUAUAUCGAUUCAAACAGGAGCCUCCCCCCGGUCAUGGGUGUCGCAUCGCGGCUGCCAGGUCAUGGCAGCGUCUUUGACCGCUUGGCCAAACUGGCGGAAAUUCUAGAAAUGAGCACGAGCGUUGUCAAUCAAAUUCGCGCGGAAGAGUACAGCGUGGACCAAAUCCACCUUCUUUGCGCUCAGCGGCUUUUUGUUAUCGAAACCAUACGCAAAGCGGAGGCGAGGACCGACGCGUCAGACACUCCGCCGGACUCACCGCUUGUCCCCUCUCCAGCUGACUUCCUGAGCGUACAACCCGUCCUGCACCAAGUCCAGAGUAGUGCUCUUGUGAUGCCACCGGCCGGCACACCGUAUGGUACCCCUGUCUCAGGCUCGCCCACCAAUUCGAACAAGAACCCACCGAAGAAGCCGAAGUGCAAUCUUCAAGUCUGCCACGCGUGCCGACCGCUGUUCCAAGAUCGCGUCCCCAUGAGUCUUACUGGCGUGCUGAAGGACGAACUACCACCACUCACUUGGGCCGAGAUGCGCAGGUUGCCCGUCCUCGACGCCAACGUCCUCGCCAACAUUCAUCUACGCGAAGCGACGAAUGGGUCCUUCGCUUCCUACUAUGACGGCGAUCUCGCUAGCUCUGAAGGAGACGACCAUUUCGCAGAAGACUGGACUCCGACUGCGUUUGAUCUCCAUGCUCCGUGGUACGAGGAUGAAUCGGACGAGGAAGACACAGAAGAGGAAGAGUACCCGUGUCCAGGCCCAGGCCGUUGUCGCGUAUGGGUGCCGUUGAUGGGCUGCGCAUACGAUCUCGGCCACACAGACGACCAGCGUGCGAUUAACCACGGGUUCGCGGAUUCGAACGAAAGUGAAGAAGAAGGACAGAGCAAGCAGCAGCGUGCAGCUCCCACGCCACCUCCCCACCGUUACAGCCCGUCGUCCAAUGCAUCGUCCAUCAGCCUUCUCGAGCCGCCGACUCCAUCCAUGCUUGAUUCGAUGACGAGCUUUCCCAAGGCCUACACGGUGUGCGGCAUCAUGAGCACUCUGCCAGACUGGUCCUACGAGAAUAUUGGCACGGACAGCAACAGCAGCCUGGGCAGCGAGGUGGAGGUGGAAGGCGGUGUGGCUUUGACCGAGGAGGCUGUGGAAGCAGGUCUGCCCGAUCUCGUCACCGAUGAAGAGUAAUGGAACAUGUGGUGAGAGGCGCUCCGCCUACAUCUC
This is a messenger RNA of Neohortaea acidophila, 1637 nucleotides long. RefSeq lists its product as uncharacterized. NCBI's taxonomy places the organism in Eukaryota, Fungi, Ascomycota, Dothideomycetes, Mycosphaerellales, Teratosphaeriaceae. Bases 105 to 1601 code for a protein of 498 amino acids. The transcript is spliced from 4 exons. The record is from RefSeq and is a predicted model, not a curated record.